This is a messenger RNA of Manduca sexta (tobacco hornworm), 8831 nucleotides long. RefSeq names its product zinc finger protein 423. Gene Ontology annotation, biological process: regulation of transcription by RNA polymerase II. Lineage: Eukaryota; Metazoa; Arthropoda; Insecta; Lepidoptera; Sphingidae. Gene Ontology annotation, molecular function: zinc ion binding; chromatin insulator sequence binding. The record is from RefSeq and is a predicted model, not a curated record. The coding region runs from base 211 to 4944 and encodes 1577 amino acids. Gene Ontology annotation, cellular component: chromosome; nucleus. The transcript is spliced from 5 exons.
CGCGCACAUGCGCAGAACGACAGGUGGUCGCCGACUCGACCCAGCCGUCCCGACUGAACCUAUCGACUUCUCGUGCUCAUCAUCAGCCGCUUUCGUGCUCUAGCAAGAACGAUAUGCAGUGCUUUGUGUUGAAGUGCUCGUGGUGACAUGGCGUCCCUUUUUUAACCGUUGUAGAUGGUGUGAAAUCUUUCAAAAUAUAGUGUUUUUAAAAUGAGUGUGAACUAUGAUCUUGUUUGUAGACUGUGCUUGUCAUCUCGAGGCGAAUUACUGCCGAUUUUUCCUACCACCAGUUCCGAUGACUCGGAACCUCCCGUCCUCGCUUCGAAAAUUAAGGAUUGCGUGUCCAUACAGAUAACCGAAAAUGACGACUUGCCGACAAAUAUCUGCAGGAAAUGCGUGGACAAUGUCAAUAACUGGCAUGUAUUCAAGUCUGUAUGUGAAAGGACUCAAAACAAACUACAGUCUCUGAUUAAUAAAGAUGGCAGCCAACUAGAAGAGGUGAAAAUAAAGAGUGAACCAUUAUCUGAUGAGGCUUAUGAUGAUGGAGUUGUUAUUGAUGGAUCCUACCAUGACAGUGAGAAUGCCACAUCAAGUAAAGUGCAGCCAGAAGGGCCUCCAAUCUUGGCGUCGCUGGGGCUCACGCCAAGGAGUGAUAAGGGCAUGGAGAGUGAAAAAGACGAAGAUGAAGAAGAGGAAGAGAUGAAUGAAUCCGCUCAAUCCUAUACCAAGGUUGCAAAUAUGCCCGAAGUUUCUAUCACGGUGAUGCGUCCGUCAGGUGAAACGCUGCACGCACGACAAGGUAUCCAACAAUUAGCAUCCAAAGACUGUCUCGUUUGCGGGAGGUCUUAUAGAUACUCUCACAAUGCCAGACGGCACGAGCUUACGGCUCAUAGUUUCGACAGGUACACCAAUAAAAUCACAACCAAGAAAUCUCACCUGCGUCUGCAACCUAAAUUGAGACCUAACCCCUUCAACCCAAAGGCGAGAUUAAUGCCAAAUCCUAUUAGCCAUAAAAUGCAAUAUAUACCUAAGAACAUCCCAGCCAAAAUAAUACCCCAGAAGAUCAUCACCCCGCCGAAACCCAUCCCUAUUAAAACAGCGAAAGCUCUUCAAAAUAAUUUGCCAUAUCCCCUUCGAAUUAAGGCGCUCAAGGACUUACAAAUAAAGAAAAAAGAGCCCCAGAUUUUGAAAACACUGCUGACUGCUAAACCUGAAGUUCUGGUGUCCGAGCCAGAGAUUAUAAAUUCCGGUCCAGAAAGUCCUGAAACACUAAUAUCUGAACCGGAAAUCGCAUCAUUCCAAGUAGAGGCUAUAUUGUCCGAACCGGACCACGAGGCUUAUGAACAUCACCAAGGAGACGAUGAAGUCGAUGGUGAAAUGCACAAUAAUCAAAAUCCAAACUAUGACACGGUCGAUAUGGAUUCUGAAAAUGAAAUUGAAAUUGCCAGACAACAAGAACACGACCAAGACGGUGAUCAAAUGGAAUCCCAGGACAAUAUGCAUCAUGAUGAUGACAAUAACAUGGACGCGGGUCACAGUGAUAAUGAGAAAGAGCAUAAUGAUGAAACUGUUGACAGUCAAGAUCAAAUGGUGAUCGAUGAGGGCACUGAAAUUAAAACCGAGGAGGACGAUGGUAAGGAAGAAGAAGGUAAUGAAGACAAAGAACCUGAGGAAAAUGAACAUGAAAUGAAUAAUGAAGAAAACGAUGAUGAUGAUGAAGAGUUGCCGCCUAUCGCGCCGGUGGUCGAAAUCAACGAAGACAUCCAAGGUAACUCUUACAAUAGUGAGUUAAACGAAAUGAAUGAGGAGGAGGAGGAAGAAGAACUUGAUGAGACAGCAGAUCCUAACGAAGCUGCCGACGCAAAAGAACUCGACCCUAACAAAGUUUACGUGACAAAGACCCAAAGAGAUUUUAUUCGGAGGUAUCGCGAUGUCAUUGAGCAAAUUAAUACAAAGAGAUGUUUGUGCUGUGACCGAGAACAUCCUCGACGGAAAGCAGUCAUACAGCACUUACAGAAAAAUGGACACAAAGUUCCCAAACAUACAUGCUACAACUGCGUCAUUACUUUUGGCCAUAUAGGGGCUUUACUAAGCCACAUGAGAUCAAACUCAUGUACUGAUCUCUGGAAAAUAAUAUACAACGAAAAUGGAAUUACCGAUGACUUAGUUCUUCAAGAUGGACCUAAGGAUACCAAGGUUCAAUAUAAGGAUAUUUUCAACGCUAGAUCUUAUGCGUGCAAACUAUGUCCAGCUAAAUUCCAAUUGAAGCAAUUUAUAAUGAAACAUAUGAUGGACGUGCACGAAGAUGGACAAUCCAGGGUGCCCCUCGGCUGUGUCCAUUGUCGAGCCAGAUUCAAAGACAAGAAUUUAUUGAAAAAACAUAUUCGCAACGGUGAAUGCACUGUUUAUAUAUCUUGCGAUUUAUGUUCGGAAAAAUUCGGAAAUAUGCAAGAUUUUAAUGACCACGCACUGGCGGUACAUGCCGGUAGUUUUGAUCAGUCGGACAACGCGAACAAAUGUGUAGACGGUCGGCCGACUGAUUGUCCGAUAUGUGGCAAGAAGAACCAAAACUACACACUGUUAGUAAAGCAUUUGAAAACCAUUCAUAAUGAAGAGAAACCACAUUAUUGUAAACAUUGUGAUGCAAAGUUUGAGCAAGCUGCUGACCUAAACAAACACAUUUACAAGGAGCACUCUGACAGAUCAAUGAUCAUGCAGAGUAGUGAACCCGACAUGUCUUUGGUGAAAGAGGAGGCUGAAGAGUACCAUUACUCUUGUACUGAAUGCAACGCCAUAUUUGAGACUGUGGACGCUUGGACCGAUCACCAAGUCGCUGAACAUAAUCAGGUCGCUCACCACUGCGAUCAAUGUGAUAAGAAGUUCCUACGUCCUUCGGAACUCGCGGAGCAUAAGAACACACAUUUGCGUGUGAAAUUCUACCCGUGCAGUGUUUGCUCAAACUCUUACAGCACUCCACAGAAGCUUUCAGAACACGUGCAACAAGCACAUCCCGGAGUUCGAACAAUGGCCUCGGCAGACUCUGAAUUCUAUUGCGACAUUUGCAUCCGAUCAUUCAAAAGUCGUCAGGCUUAUUCUAAUCACAUGCGUAUCCACGCGAAGGUGCCGACCACUAACAGAAAACCAGGUGAACCUAAGAGUUUUGCACCACAGAUUAUUGGAAAACCGAUCAAACAGUUUUCUAUGAUGCAGCCUGGAGUGGUCUCAUUCAAGCCUAGUUACAAUGUUCCUAAUGCACCUUAUUGCUGCGAUUUGUGUGGCAAAGGGUUUAUGCACAAAAAGAAUAUAUGGAAGCAUAAGAAAGUGUUACAUGCUGAUAUUAUUAAUGACAGAAACGACAGCGAGGAAAACACAAUGCAGGCGUCUACUGAAGAGGAGGAAUUCAAUAAUGAAGAAAAUGGCACAGGCCUGUCGACGCCGCAAUUUAACAGUUUCAAUUUCGCGAACUUCUCGAGCAAUUUACAACAAUCGCAACAAGAGUCUAUGCCCUACUCAUGUGAGCUAUGCUUCCAACGAUUCCCGCUGCGAAGUAGUUUAUGGAAACAUAAACAAAACAAGCACGGUAUUAUAAAUUCAAAUCUUGACGCCUCAGAAACCCAUUCUCAGGCGUCGGGAGGUGACGGCAGUAGCAGGUCUAGUUGUACCAUUUGCAAAAUAUCCUUCGCGGACAAGAAAUCCUACUACAGACACCGUAAGAAUGUCCACAAAUCUUCUGUUCAAAUGUGCAAAUUAUGUGGCAAGCCACUGAGCUCUACCCUAGAACUUUACGAACAUUUGAAGUCGACUCACGCACGGGAACUGUUGGGAUAUAACGCAAACCAGGGGUCGAGCAAAUCUCAAGAACCACCUCAAGAUAUGGAACCCGAUGACGAUAACGAUAAUGAGGCCGCCGACCCGAGUGUAGAUUAUCAGGCAAGAUACCCUUGCGACACUUGCGGUAAACAAUUUGUCGGAUUGCUCGCUUUGCAGAACCAUCAAUGUAUCAACCAAUUACCUGCGCAACCACAGACGUUUGACUGUGAAAUUUGUCAUAAGAGCUACACAUCCAUCGCCGCGCUGAAAAGUCAUCGCGGUUGGCACUUGCGCUCUCCCGACGGCAAAGCGGCCGCCAAUAAUUCUGGCCUGUGGAUGCCGCAGCAUAAAGUGACUAAUAAGGUGAGCAAGUAUGAGGUCGUGGACCCAUCCCAGUUUGCGAAAGUAACACAUUCAACUCCCGCCUCAGUCGCCAAGAGAAGAUUACCACCCGAAGUGGAAGUGACCGUCGUCAACCCAAACAAGAAAUUGAGGUCUGACGAUUCGAUGGAAAUGGAACAGCACAGCUCGGGCGCGGUCGAAGACAGGUACUGCACGAUUUGCGACAAAGAGUUCACCAAACGCGCCGCGUACCAGCGCCACAUGGACGAGGUCCAUCAACCAAAUUCGGUGUUCUGUCCGGUGUGCGACAAAAGUUUCACCAGAAAAUCUACGCUGUUAGUGCACAUGAAGAAGCACUACGAAGGAGGCGAGGGGAGUUCGUCGAUGACGGCGAACAUGGAAGACGAGUACUCGUGCGAGCUGUGCGGCGCGGCGUGCGAGAGCGCGAAGGCGCUGCGCGUGCACCGCGAGCGGCACCACGGCGAGGACUCGGCCGAGUCGGAGGACGAGCCGCCUGCGCCCGCGCCGCCGCCCGGCGAGUUCACGUGCGCGCAGUGCGGCGACGGCGUGGCCACCCCGCGCGACCUCAUCGCGCACCGCACCAUGCACGCCACGCCCACCGGCUUCUACUGCAACAUUUGCAAGGUGUACUUCGCGAGGGCCAUCGAUCUCUCCACGCACACUCGCGCCAGACACCCGGACUACAAAAAAGUAUUCUUCCACUGCUCCAUAUGCGAACGGUCCUUUAUGAAUAAGAAAAAUUUACAGAGACACAUAGAAAUGACGCACUGAUCCUAUACUCCUUGUCUAAUGGCGAUCCGAGCGCGUAGUGAGCGAGAUGGUGUUCGCUGGACAGUGUGCCGGGCCGUGCGCUACACACCAGAGUUGAAGUUGAAGUGGUGGCAGUGGUGCGGGUCUCAAACAAACGUGCGAUACACUUUUUUUAUUGUAAAUAGAUUUUGUCUACAUUUAUACAUACUCAGACAUCCACAGUUUCACAAGAAUGUGAGUGUCUUAGAAUAGUAUAGUUUCCAUUUUAAUUUCGUUUGUUCUUGUCGAUAAGUCUUUGCUCACAUUACGGUUAUUUAUUAUUUUAUCGUGCGUUCCGAGUGAUCGAUGUGGUUUGUUUACGUGUUAGCGACAUUACAUUUAAAACUUUCGACUCACUUGGACUCUAUUCUAGACAUAUUUUGUAUGUUAUGUAAGUACUUAUCAUGAUUUGAGAAUGAUAACAAUUAGGUGAAAAUUAAUAUAAUGGUUAAUUUUAUCUUUUAAUGUUGGAAAAACGGGCCAAAAUUAUGAGCAUAGUCAAAAUCAGUCAAAACCAGUGUUAGGUAAAUAAGUGUCAUUUGUUUAUUUUAAAUGAUGUGUGACUAAGCUGAAUGGUGUCUUGGGAUCAGAAUGAUCUCCGAGUGAUUUAUUUUUAAUUUUAAAUGUUAGUUCAACUACAAAUAUUAUGUAAAUAUAAUAUUGCAAUUUCGGGAACUAUAUGAGUUAAUGGAAAGCUCGUUUGUGUUUAAAAUGUACUGAUUAUUUUAAAUAAUUACAAACUAUAUAUUUUGUAUAAAGUGACCACUAAGGACAUAUCUCCUCAUCUAUGGCAACAAAUGUAAUUUAGUAAUACACGACGUAACGGGGCCUAAUCGCGAGUUGUAAAACUAAGAUAAAUAUAAGGAAAUUCUCUUCAUGAUUACAUUUAAAAAACUUUUUAAUUUUAUAUAAAUCGUUAUAAAUAUAAAUUAUUUUUGUCAUUUAUCACGAGCCGUGCCAAAAUAAAAAAAAAAAAAAAGUUAUUUUGCCUCAUCGUUAUACAAACUAUAGCACAUAUUUAUGAGAAACUGUUCCUGUUAUAUACGUUAGAUCUUAAAUUGUACGAUGUAGCCACAGAUAAGCGCUUUAUAAAUGAUAACCCAUUAAGAUUGUUUUAAUUAAAAAUCAAAUGUACAGUCAAUAUGUCGUUUCCUAGAUUUUAACUCCACUCUAAUACGCAGUUUUCUCCGAGACCGAUAGUAAAUAAGCAAUAUUUUACCUGUAAUCAAAAUCAAUUCAUCAGGCAUAUAAUUACAAAAUGCAAAAAACUUUAUCAAUAUAAAAAUAUUGGUUAGUAAAAAUUGUGUGAAAUAUAUUUGUAGCAGAAAUCAUAAUGAAAAUUUAUUGUAAAUUUUAUCGAUGAAUUAUGAUAGUUUAAAAAUGAUCUAAGAUUAUUAUACUAUAGUUGCUUGAUAUUAUGGUGACUGAAAUACUAUCCCCCUUAUUCAUAGACGUUAUUUAUCUAAGGACGGCGCUUUGCUGUGAUAACAAGUCUGUUUCUCAGCUUUGUUUAUCUGACAGCUUGUUGUUUGUUCAGCUUUGUCUGACAGCCAACUAGAUUCAAGUUGUAUCUCAAUAUUAUCCAAUCACAACGGCCCUAUUUCUACGCACUGCGAAGGCUGCCAUGCCGUCAGAACUGAGAAACACAAUUGUUUUCACAGCAAUGCUCCGUCCUUAGAUAAAUAACGUCUAUGAAUAAGGGGGUAAUAAUACAAAUAUUACACUGCCUUGUCGCCUAUAUGCUUAUUUGUCCAACCGAGUUUUUUCGCAUAAGUUAUUAAUGCAGAAUUGAUAUCUUUUCAAUCGAUUACAGUCGAUUACAGCUGUGUUGGUGCCAACUAACAUUUCUCGGUUUGACAAAUAAACAAUGAUGAGUCGAGUUUUUUAUUCGACGGAGUAAUUUGACAGAUGCAGUGUUGCCAGAGGUACAGGAAUUUUAAUAUUUAUUAAGUGAAUGUUUUCGACACUUAGGUACAAGUUUAUUAUUAUUAAGUAUUCAAUAUUAAAUGGUAAAAUGUAAUGCACCCUGGUGGCGUUACAUAUUAUAUGCCAAGACGAACUGAAUGAACUGAUUCAAGAGAAUGAAAGUAUGAAAUAUGUGGGUAUGAAUUUGUGCACAGAUAAAAAUAAGAGUAAAGGAGGCAUAAUCUGAUUUUGGAUCGUUUACAAUAAAGAAUUAAAAAUUCCAUUUUUUAAUUCAAAAGGACUGAGGGUUAACUGGCAACAUUCGUGCAUUUACAGUUGUCAAAUUACUCUAUCGAAUUAAAAACUCAAGUACACGUAUUGUUAACGAAAUAGUAUUUGUACCUAUGUACAACAUAAUGUAUAAGUUGGUUAAAUACCCACACAGUUAUCCAGACAUGAAAUUAUUGUUAAACAUAACGAGACCAUAAAAAUAAAAACCUCGCUAUUUUUCGGGAAAAUGUGGAUGUACCGAAGCCGUAAACGUUAACUUUGAUGGUGGUAGGAUAUAUUUUAUAUCCGCCUGGAUAGCGACCGUCUAAAAGGUAGAGUUGGAUAGGACAUGACAUGAAAAAGAGUUUGUAAGAGUAGCCUCUUAGCAUUGAGCCGGUACAAAGUCCUACUUCAAAUGAGGCGAGGCUUACUGAGGCUCGGCGCUUCUAUGUGCGCCUUACAGUAUUUUGUAAUGUUAACACUCAAAACAUUUCUCUCUCGCUCGCGACUCGAAACGCAGUAACGUAAUGUUCAUUGUAAAAUAACGUCCUAUUGUAAUUUGUAGCAUGCAGUUCUCUAACUCUGUAUUCGUCCUAUAGUUUAAGAGACGGCGAAUGAGUAACCAUCUGCUGCGACAUAAAAUUUGAAAUAGUACAAUAUAUAAUUUUGAGCCACUUACAUCUUGACGUCAUGUACGGGAAAAAUGUACCGCCUACUAAACGUUACCAAAAGGUAUUAAAGCCCGCCAUAGUGUCCCACGUAAGUUUGUCGCAGUCCGGGAUCAACCUGUGUAUAUCCAGUUCCAACAGGACGGCAUAGUUGUGUUGAUUGCCGAGUAGUCAUGUUUUGUCAGUUGACGAUUCUAUUCGCUCCCAACCCAGUUACCACUGGGUGCAGUGGGUCACUAUUCAGUGAAAAAAAAUGCGCCCUAAAGCAGGUUAUUUUAUUGUCCUGGUCUAUAUUUAACAAUACUUGCAUGUCUGUAUUAUCGUGAGGUGUUAUAAAAAUCAAACAUUGCAGACAAAAAUUACUUGUGCAUGAACAUAUUUUUUUUAGUUUCAUGAUUUGUAGGAGGUACGGACAUCUUGCUGUUUCUUUGAAAUUUUGACUAUGGCGUUUUGUCAAUCGGUGCAUGCGAUUUCAUAUAAAUAUUACCCUAAAUCAUUGCCAAAAAUAAUUUAAACAAAACAAAUAUUCUAUUGGUGAUUUUUAUGUUUAGUAUUACGCAAUAUAAAUGAUUUCGUAAGUUAUAGCAUUAUUUAUUGCAUCAUAACCAUAUAUUCAGUUUGUUCUAUGUUUUAUACCUAUGUAUAGCCUGUCCAAGAAAAUAAAAAACCUGCUAUGAGGUCGCCACUUUUGCUUUUACGUUUUAAAAUUAAUGGUGUCGAUAUAAAAAAAAGCUCUAUAUUUUACAACAUAGCCAGAUUUUUUAUUAUCCUAGGUAUAUUUUUUAUCUAUCCCUGAAAAUAUAGUUAUUGAGACUCGAAACUGUCAUGAUACUCAUGGCUUAUAGUAACUUGUCAAUUUAAUGCAAUUAUCAUUUUGUCUAUAGAUCUCGGUGAGAAAUGUGUUGUAGAAUUAUUUUAGGCCAUUUAGUAUGUUAAAACGGUACCUUAUUAAAUAUAUUGUCCAUAGGUGAGGUACACCUUUGUCAUCUUUGUGGUUUGAUAAAUAAAGUGACUUAAUGAUUAUUA